AUGGCUAGUGGACGCAAGAGUGAGUAUUUCGAAAUCCCGCUUGAGGAAGGUGAUGCACUAAAAUCACCGAAGUCCCCUUUUACACCACGGGCGCUUACAACACCGAAGACUGCUCCCGCUAGUGCCAGCGAUUUGGCCAAAAAGUUGGAAACAGCAUCAGAGCGCCGUAGCCGUGCUCUUCAGGAAACCGUAGAGAAAAACGAGCAACACGUGCAGAAGGUUACAGCUACCGUCAAGGAUACGAAAGAGUCGACGGAACAUAAGAUUGCAGAGCUGAAGGAGAAUCUGGAAAUGGACUUGGCGUUGAAGGAUAGGCGCCGCCAGCAGAUACUCGAAGAGAAGAUUGGUUCCGCAAAAAAAGAAACUGAGAAAGUAAAAAAGUUACGGUCAUCGCUUAGCGGCACCUUCCAAGAAAAACUAAAAGAAAUAGAGAUUGAUAUGUCGAACAAAGAAAAUAAUCGCAGAUCAAUCCUAUUGAGUGUUAAAGAAGCCUGCAAACAAAAGAUCGACCAUGUCUCGGAAGUACAAUCGCGCCGUUCGCUGAGCACUUCCGCUCAAGAACAGGAAUGA
Molecule: messenger RNA, 570 nt
Organism: Dibothriocephalus latus
Lineage: Eukaryota; Metazoa; Platyhelminthes; Cestoda; Diphyllobothriidea; Diphyllobothriidae
Source: the annotation of a GenBank genome assembly